GGGAAGAGGAUGGAGAAAUGUGAUAAGAGAUAAAUGAUGUGUAGGUAUGAACAUUUGUAUUAAAUGUGCAAUAUACUCACAACAUGAAAUAUGAGAUAAUAUCAAUAAAAUAUAUAUUUAAAAAAAAUACUAUGCAAUCAUGGGAGACCCAUCUUGGAAGCUAAGCAGGGUCAGCCCUGGAUGGCACUUGGAUGGGAGGCCGCCAAUGAAUCCCAGGUGCUUGUGGAGUUUAUUUGAAAGAAUCAUGGGUUUUUCUUGGUAGGAUUUGGGUGCGUCUGCACCAUAGAGCGCAUGCAGUUUGGUACCACUUUGACUGUUCUGCUUGUGGUCUACUAAGGCUUUUAAGUCUCGUACAACUAGACACAAUGACUUUACUCGACUCUAGACUUCUCUUGAUGUAGCCUAGAAUCGCAUUGGCCUUUUUAGCUGCCGCAUCACACCUUUGCUUCAUGUUUCGCUUGUGAUCCACUAAGUCUCGUAUUACUUGACACAAGUCUUAUCAUUCCAGGUGAGGCCUGAACGAAGUGGAAGAAAGAUUAUGACUUUACUCAACACUAGACUCCUCUUGAUGCAGCCUAGAAUCGCAUUGGCCUUUGUAGCUGCCGCAUCACACAUUUGCUUCAUAUUCCGCUUGUGAUCCACUAAUUUAUUUAUUUACAGCAUUUAUAUUCCGCCCUUCUCACCCCGAAGGGGACUCAGGGUGGAUCACAUUACACAUAUAGGCAAACAUUCAAUGCCUUUUAACAUAGAACAAAGACAGACAAACAUAGGCUCCGAGCGGGCCUCGAACUCAUGACCUCCUGGUCAGAGUGAUUCAUUGCAGUGAUUCAUUGCAACUGCUCUCCAGCCUGCGCCACAGCCCGAGCCCACUAAGUCUCGUAGAACUUGAUACAAGUCUUAUCAUUCCAGGUGAGGUCUGACAAAAGUGGGACUAUGACUUUACUCGACACAAGACUCCUCUUGAUGCAGCCUAGAAUCGCAUUGGCCUUUUUAUCUGCCGCGUCGCACCUUUGCUUCCUGUUCCACUUGUGGUCUACUAAGGCUCUUAAGUCUUGUACAACUGGACAUGAUGACUUUACUCAACACUAGACUCCUCUUGAUGCAGGCUAGAAUCGCAUUGGCCUUUUUAGCUGCCGCGUCGCACCUUUGCUUCCUGUUCCACUUGUGGUCUACUAAGGCCCUUAAGUCUUGUACAACUGGACAUGAUGACUUUACUCAACACUAGACUCCUCUUGAUGCAGGCUAGAAUCGCAUUGGCCUUUUUAGCUGCCGCGUCGCACCUUUGCUUCCUGUUCCACUUGUGGUCUACUAAGGCUCUUAAGUCUUGUACAACUGGACAUGAUGACUUUACUCAACACUAGACUCCUCUUGAUGCAGGCUAGAAUCGCAUUGGCCUUUUUAGCUGCCGCGUCGCACCUUUGCUUCCUGUUCCACUUGUGGUCUACUAAGGCUCUUAAGUCUUGUACAACUGGACAUGAUGACUUUACUCAACACUAGACUCCUCUUGAUGCAGGCUAGAAUCGCAUUGGCCUUUUUAGCUGCCGCGUCGCACCUUUGCUUCCUGUUCCACUUGUGGUCUACUAAGGCUCUUAAGUCUUGUACAACUGGACAUGAUGACUUUACUCAACACUAGACUCCUCUUGAUGCAGGCUAGAAUCGCAUUGGCCUUUUUAGCUGCUGCGUCGCACCUUUGCUUCCUGUUCCACUUGUGGUCUACUAAGGCUCUUAAGUCUUGUACAACUGGACAUGAUGACUUUACUCAACACUAGACUCCUCUUGAUGCAGGCUAGAAUCGCAUUGGCCUUUUUAGCUGCCGCGUCACACCUUUGCUUCCUGUUCCACUUGUGGUCUACUAAGGCCCUUAAGUCUUGUACAACUGGACAUGAUGACUUUACUCAACACUAGACUCCUCUUGAUGCAGGCUAGAAUCGCAUUGGCCUUUUUAGCUGCAGCGUCACACCGUUGCCUCAUGUUCCGCUUGUGGUCUAGACUGUAAAGGAAGAGCCUUCAUCCCUUCGAGCUGGCCUUGACGAGCCCACAACAUUGCGCAGAGGCUGGGAAAUGACCCAGAUGAACUUUUCCUCCCUUUCUCUUCGCCCUCCGGCUUUUCCCAGCCGCUCAGGCUCUGGGGCCGUCUCCAGCGUGCAAUCACGGGGCCUAACACAAUCCAGAUGGAGAGCCCGGUCCCUGGUGAGCUUAUCGGGAGUUGUUCUUGGCUGCGCGGCCAACACACCAGCGGCAGCAGCUGUGAGAGCAGGAAUGCGCAUCAGCGGUGGCGGGCGGCCUUUAUUUGGAAAGAGGCGGGCAGCAGCGGGGCCAGCUCCCCACACAUCUGGCUUGCAUUUGGAGAGCAUGGAGGGGCUGGGAUGCGCGGCCUCGCUUUAACCCUUCCUUCUUCGUUCACAUUGGGAAAGUCAGAACAGAGAGCCCUUUCCAAAGAUAUCGGGUGGACAGUGGCACAUUUCCUCAUCUCAGGAGCAUGCGCUGCGCAUCUCAGCACCACAAAGGUAGUUUGGAGAGCCACGCAGCCACCAUGCCAGACUCGCCGGCCGAUGUGAAGACGCCGACCCGGUCCACGCCACCCAAUAUGCCCCCGCCCUCGCCGGCGGCCACGCAAGGAGCCACGCGGCACCCCACCUUCACGCCAAACCCCAAUCGAGAUGCUGGGCUGCCGAUGUUUCUGCCCCGCGGCCGUUUUCAUGGUUGCUUGAAAUGGUCCAUGGUGUGUCUCUUAAUGAACGGGAGCAGCCACUCUCCCACGGCCAUCAAUGGGGCUCCCUCGACCCCCAACGGCUUCAGCAACGGGCCGGCCACCUCCUCCACCGCGUCCCUUUCCAACCACCAACUCCCUCCGGCUUGUGGUGCCCGGCAGCUCAGCAAACUCAAGCGCUUCCUCACCACGCUGCAGCAGUUCGGCAACGACAUCUCUCCCGAAAUCGGAGAGCGUGUCCGCACCUUGGUCCUCGGCCUUGUGAAUUCCACGCUGACCAUUGAGGAAUUCCACUCUAAACUCCAGGAAGCCACCAACUUCCCCUUACGACCCUUCGUCAUCCCGUUCUUGAAGGCCAACCUGCCCUUGCUGCAGCGUGAGCUCCUCCAUUGCGCGCGCAUGGCCAAGCAGACCCCUGCCCAAUACCUGGCGCAGCACGAGCAGCUCCUCCUGGAUGCCAACGCCUCGUCUCCCAUCGACUCCUCCGAAUUGCUGCUGGAGGUCAACGAAGGGGGCAAAAGGAGGACGCCGGACAGGACCAAAGAGAACGGGCUGGAGCGCGACCCCCUGCACCCGGAGCCCCUCAGCAAGCGCCCCUGCACCAUGAGCCCCGCCGCCCCGCGCUACAGCCCCAGCAACGGCCUGGGCCCCCAGCCCAACGGGAUCCCCCACCCCACCCCACCCCCUCCCCAGCACUACCGCCUGGAGGACAUGGCCGUCGCCCACCACUUCCGCGAUGCCUACCGUCACCCGGACCCCCGGGAGAUGCGGGAGCGGCACCGCCAAGUGGCUGUGCACAGCGCCCGGCAAGAAGAAGUCAUCGACCACCGGCUAACGGACCGGGAAUGGGCCGAGGAGUGGAAGCACCUCAACAACCUGCUGAACUGCAUCAUGGACAUGGUGGAGAAGACCCGCCGCUCGCUGACGGUGCUGCGCCGUUGCCAGGAGGCGGACCGGGAGGAGCUCAACCACUGGAUCCGCCGCUACAGCGACGCCGAGGACAUGAAGAAGGGGGGCAGCCCUGCCAGCCGCUCCCACAACAGCACGGCCAACACAGAGGCCCCUCCCAUAGAAGCUCAUCGUGAAUUCGUAUCCAGGCCUUUGUCGGGCUACAUGCCGGAGGAAAUCUGGCGGAAAGCUGAAGAAGCCGUGAACGAAGUGAAGCGCCAGGCCAUGUCCGAGCUCCAGAAGGCCGUCUCCGACGCCGAGCGGAAGGCCCACGAACUGAUCACGACGGAGCGGGCCAAGAUGGAGCGGGCUCUGGCCGAAGCCAAGCGCCAGGCCUCGGAGGACGCCUUGACGGUCAUCAACCAGCAGGAAGACUCCAGUGAGAGCUGUUGGAACUGCGGGCGCAAGGCCAGCGAGACCUGCAGCGGAUGCAACACCGCCCGCUACUGCGGAUCUUUCUGCCAGCACAAAGAUUGGGAGAAACACCACCACGUCUGUGGGCUCCAGGCGAGUGGGACUCCCGCGGCGACCACGGCUCAACCGGACACGGCGUCCGCGGGGGCUAACGUCGUCGGCACGGCGGCCGGCAGCCCCGGCGAUUCCAGCUCGGCUGCCGCGUCGCGUUCCGGCACUCCGGCCACUCCGGUCCCUCUGGACACGGCUUCUCGCUAAAGACGGGGGAUACAAAGCCGGGAAACUGACCAAGAACAGUCGCUGCUGCUGCUACCAAUUUGUCUCCAAAUGAUUAAAAAAAUAUUACAAAACUGCAUUCAAUGCAAACCCUCAGCUACCUGACACGUAUCUGACCUCCGAAACGACCUCUAUCUCUCACACGAAAUCCUCAUGACUUCUCAAACCUGGGCUUUAAAGCGGAGCGACGGCAACGACCCACCUGCUCCGUUCACUCGUUUUUAUUAUUUUUUGGAAUAAGGACCUUUGCGGAUGACGUUGGUGUUGCUGUGGACGAUCCGUCUUACCGAUACGAUUGGGAGAGUUUAUAAUUUGGUUUGGAUUAUUAUAUUUUCGGACGAGGAUUUUUUUUCUGCAGGUAUUACACCACGUUCCUGGAUUCAGGGGAUGGGGAAGGAUGCCGUCGAAAUUAAAUAGAUGACAUCCAUCCGUCCACGUUUCUACCGGAAAGGGUGCCGCCAAAAUCCAAUGGAUGAUUUCCAUCUGUCUGUGUUUCUAGCGGAAUUGUAUCCGAAACAAAGAAAAGGGGGAAAUAAACAAACACUUUCCCCUGAAAGGAGAAAAAGAGAAGAAGGCAGGGGAUUUUUUUUUCCAUUUCAGUUACAAAAACAAGAUUUUUUUGUAAAAAAUAAAAUAAAAAAUAAACCAUAAAAAAAAAACAUCAAACUCUUUGGCUUUAAAAGAAAAAAAACAAAAAUCCAAAAAGAGAACCCGACGAAACCAAGUGAAGGAAGCUUACCUGUAAACUACCUUGCUAGUUAGCCAAGAAGAUACCAGAUUCACCUCUGUUCCAAAGGAAAUCCAAAUAAUAAUAAUAAUAAUAAUAAUAAUAACCAGAAAAUAGAAAAUAUCCAAACUUUUUUUCCACUGCCAAAGUUUCUUUUUUCGUUCGUUCGUCGGUUCGGUUGCUUGGUCGGUCGGUUCCUUCUUUCUCCUCCUCAACUCGGGAGGGAAUGGUUGUUGUCGUUGUUGUUGCUGUUGUUGUUGUUUUUCUAAAAUCUAUAUAUAAAUAUAUAUAAAUAUA
Messenger RNA from Anolis carolinensis (green anole), 5372 nucleotides. It is a transcript of the gene cbfa2t3, whose product is annotated as CBFA2/RUNX1 partner transcriptional co-repressor 3. Bases 2480 to 4330 code for a protein of 616 amino acids. Lineage: Eukaryota; Metazoa; Chordata; Lepidosauria; Squamata; Anolidae. Gene Ontology annotation, molecular function: transcription corepressor activity. Gene Ontology annotation, biological process: negative regulation of DNA-templated transcription; DNA-templated transcription. The transcript is spliced from 12 exons. Gene Ontology annotation, cellular component: nucleus. The record is from RefSeq and is a predicted model, not a curated record.